Messenger RNA from Saccostrea cuccullata (small rock oyster), 2650 nucleotides. RefSeq lists its product as uncharacterized. NCBI's taxonomy places the organism in Eukaryota, Metazoa, Mollusca, Bivalvia, Ostreida, Ostreidae. Gene Ontology annotation, biological process: protein polyubiquitination; proteasome-mediated ubiquitin-dependent protein catabolic process. Gene Ontology annotation, molecular function: ubiquitin protein ligase activity. The record is from RefSeq and is a predicted model, not a curated record. The transcript is spliced from 3 exons. The coding region runs from base 447 to 1766 and encodes 439 amino acids.
CUUUCUUUGUAGUUGUUUACACUUUGCGGUACUAGUUUACUGUGCAGGGAAACAGGAAGUGACCAAUUCGUACGUAUAUUGCACGCUGACAACCCACCAGUCCGGUCAACAGUUGGUAAACAAGGGUAGACAUUUUACAUGCUUAUUAUCUGCAUUGUCGGGGUUCUCUGCAAUAGUGUAUUCAUAUGUAAACAAUACCUGCGGGGUUUGGGCGCGUGUAAAGAGGAUGUUGUGUUUAUUGAUCACUUAAUACAUCUGUAACCCACUGCAUCAUGUUGUCGGGCUGACGAACCUCAGAAAAAUGUUACAGCAAACAAAAAUCAAUCGCAACUAAUCAAGAAAGGGAGGGCACUUCUAGUGAAGAUAAGCAACAACGCUUGUAAUUUGGGAAACAGAUUUGUAAAAAUGUUUGGGAACAUUUUUCUGUAUUGGACCAAACAGAGGCAAUGAAUUACACACAAUUUCUUCCUCUGUUGGAAUUAACUCUGUCAGAAACGGUUGAACAGAAGACAAGACUUCGGAAAAACGUCAAACAUGUCAACUCGGACAUUAUGGCGCGAACUAAAGCUCUCCAUGACGCGGUAGACAGAGCUUGUGGAUUUCUCUUGAAAUGGACGGGGAGCGUUAUAUCCAAGGAAAUGAAAAGACUUGACACACAUGAGCAAGAUCUGUUGAACAUUAUAAAUCGGGUGACAGAGGAAAUAGACGAGGAAGACAUUGUGAAGAAAAAACAGAACAACAUUCAUGGGAAAGACGGUAUCCUCCCAGAAAUCCACCGGCUGACUGAGUUUCAAUAUGUUUCUUUGAAUUUCACAGUUGGUCAAACCCUAAGUGACGAAUUCAUGAAAGAAUUAUGCGGGUCUGUGCAGAUAUACCAAAUAACUCCUCCAUCUUCAAUUCUGAAAAACCGUCGGAAUACUGUGCCAAACAUAAGACUCUCAAUGGUAGCAGAAUUCCAAUGCCAUGGCCAGUGUUCAUCUGCCAACAUCCACGCAAUCGCUCCGAUAUCGGACACAGAAGCCUGGGUGUGUUGUGGGUGGGGAAACAAGGAAAUCGAUCUAUACAGUACAAGUGGAGACAAAAAAGUCAAUGUUAAACUUGACAUUAACGUCAACCACGUCGUUUUGACAAAAACUGGCGAUCUCCUGGUCUCAAGCUACAAUGGACAAACCAUCAAAAAAGUGGAUCAAAGUUUGAAGGUCACCACUUUUGCUGACCUUUCCUUUUUCUCUCGUGGAAUGACCUUGACUGAAAAUGACUGUGUGUAUAUUUGUGGAACAGAAAGAAACGGAAGUUCCGGUCCGCCAACGGAGGAUAAUCGUCGGAAUAUAAUCGCAAAAUAUUCCUUGGAUGGGACGCUUGUUUCCGAAUUGACUAUAUCUCCGCAUGAUGCACACCGAAUAACUUUGACAACUGACAACAAUAUUUGCUUUUCAGACUAUGAAAACAGCAACAAACGUCAAAUAAUGUUAAUGGAUGAAAACGGCCAAGAGUUAUGCAAAUACGAAGGACCAACGCAGCAGGAGCUGGAGAGUCCCUUCUAUCCUCUCGAUUUAACAUGUGACCACUAUGGACACAUCAUAGUGUCCGACUGGAACAACGAUUGUGUACACCUUCUGAACAAAAACACAGGCUUUUUACAGUUUCUUAUAGAACAAGACGAAGGAAUUCAAAAUCCCAGUGCUAUAGCGAUUGAUAGAGAGGGGCGAUUGUGGGUGGGAAAUGCUACAGGCGUUGUAAGAGUUUACAAUUACUUUAGCUGGUAGUAUGGCUUCUGGUGUUGUAUAUACAACUGAUAGUCUGGUCGAUAGUAUGGUUAUUCUGAUGUGAAAGCGUUUACAUAUUAUUUUAGCGACCGUAGCCACUGAUAUUGUAAAUGAAGACAAUUUCAUCAGCUGUUGAUCUGGCUACUUGGUUGUAUGAGUUUACAAUUACAAGCUAGAAGUGUGUUGUGUCAUAGAAAUGUUAUUUAUCGUUUCAGAUAUGGAAAAGGUUUACAGUUACAAUGUAACUACACGCACUAGUUUUUGAAAUUUGCAAAACUGUUAUAUCUCUGACAAUGUUCUAAUAAACAUUCUUUAAAAGGUAGUCGAAUAUGUGUGCAAUUUCUACUUAUUAUGCAUUUAUCCUUCCUAUUUUGUGUGAAAAAUGAAUGUGAGACCUGAUGAACGUUCUUUGUGUUUUUAUGAAGCAGUAAAAAAUGUACAUCUGUAAUUCUGAUGAAAAUUGAAAGCCGUAAUACUAGUAACAUAAUGAGAAAUGGUGAUAUCAAAUAAUGCUUUAAAAACAAACAAUGUCUUCCUGUCAGCCUAUGGAAGAAAAGGCCUUAUGUGAACACUUAUAGUACAAAGGUAAGUUUUAAAGCUAAUCGCUUUAUGUUUUAAGGAGAGAUUUCUCUGUUUUCAUGCCGUGGAGUGGUUUCUUCUGAAGAUUUUCCACUCAUAAUAUGCAUACCUUCGUUGGACAAAAAAUAUACAAAGAUGUUUGAGUGUGUAUCUCUGUUCCUAAUGAUGAAUCAGUGUUAAGAUUUAAAGUAUCCAUGUAAAAGGACAAGCACUGCUUCCUACGUUUAUUUUCUACUCUUUACUCCGAUUUAUCAUAACGUUAUUUAGGAUAGGCUACUGUUAUUAAUAAAUGUUUAAUAAAAUUA